Molecule: messenger RNA, 1964 nt
Organism: Eleginops maclovinus (Patagonian blennie)
Lineage: Eukaryota; Metazoa; Chordata; Actinopteri; Perciformes; Eleginopidae
Gene: nms
Product: neuromedin S
Exons: 7
Coding region: 138-647 (169 amino acids)
Source: RefSeq, a predicted model, not a curated record
UGUGUGUGGGUUGGAUGUGCGCAGGCGGGUGUGCUGAUGACCGGGUCGUGUGAUUGGUCACCUCUGCCCACAGGGGGAUGCCUGGAUGAGACAGUGUGCUUUUAAAGUGCUGCUGCACAUAAAGCUGUUAGAGAUCCAUGAGGACAGAAGACGAAGAAGAGGAAGAAGAAGAGGAAGAAGAGACUAAACCAGGACUUCAGGAACAACCUCUCCAAAAAACGUGCGUAAAGUCAGAGAGGAAGAGGAGAGAGGAGAUGCCUCUGCCGACCGUGAGACAACUUUUUCUUUUAUGUUUGUUCUGGUUUCUUGGAUCUUGGAGCACAACAGAUGCCAGUGUUUACGAUCAGUGGGAGGAUGGGAUAGAGUUAAGGAAGGUUCGAGACAUCCAGAGCGAUGACUUGAGUGAUGUUUUAUGGGGAGACCAGGAUGAGGAGCAAGUCCAGAAAGUUUUCAAAAGAUUCCUGUUUCAUUACUCUAAAGCACGCAACUCCAUUGGAUCUGUGCAGCAACCUGUGCUCUCCAGAGGAGCCAACAAACAGAUGUCUCAUUCAGUUCAUCCUCUGAUGCGGCUUUUCCCCAAACUCUCCCAGAGGAGGAAGAAGAACAUGGUGCUUUUGAUUCGAGGUCCGCCGGAGGGGAUGUUGUAGAAGAAACGGGAAAUGACACUCAACAGAAGAGCAGAAAGGCUUCUUCUAUACAUGCCGACCACAUCUGAAUCUACGGCUGGAGCAACAGAAACAUCUCCGACAGAAACAUGACUUUUUGAUAACAGAAAAUAAAUUAUUGUACAGCUGGAAAACAUAGAACUGCACUACCAUGUGUCUCCUGCUUCCAAAUGUGAAUGAGUCAAUGUGAAGCGCUACCAAACACACACACACAACACAUGGGUAUGCAGAAUACAAACAACUGGAUUAACAGUCACACAAAUAACCCGAUAAAUGAGAAUAAAGGAGAAAGGAGGGCGUAGGUUUUUGUGGCAAAGAGCUGAACUCACAUUUAAUCCAACAGAUUUGAAUGUACAGGUACAUUUUGUGACAUAAUUAUCAUGAAAACGUAAUAAAAAAAGUGACAAUUUGUCUUUGACGCAUUUGUGAAUAUUCAGGUGAUGGAGUCGGAUGUUUUUUUUCCAGAUUACAAAAUGGUUUUCCCCCGAGGAAAUGUACUGGAGGCUGUGUGGUUCAACAACAAGGUCAUAGGUCCAGCCAAGUGCCCUCCAGCAGGAUGGAGUUCAACAUCCACCCACAUGGUUUAAAUAUGAAAUGUGUUUGCUGAUAAAGGAGACGCUUCCCGCUCUCCGUCCCCGCUGAAGGUCCUCUGAGUGUUUCCCACGCAGCGAUUCUGGAGCGAUAAACGUUUGUUUUCUAACAGUCCUCGUCCUCGGAGUCGCUGUCCUUUCGGGAAGGAAGCGAACUUCUGAUCGAUGACAUCAUCUUGUCUUCGAUUUGUUUCCGUGGGUUUUCCUCCAGGUCUGUCUUCACGGCGCCGGACUCUGAUAACCUCCACUCCAGCUCUGAAGGACGGACACAGGAUGAAGAGGAGAAGGCUUCAUUAAUACAAUUAAACUGAUCCUGCUGGACAAAUCCAAGACACACCUAAUACACAUUUAUUCAUAGCUGAACCAGUGUUUACAUCCUCUGAUCUUUAGGAUUUAAAUGCUUCUCUAAUGUCUUUUCCUACCAUCAACUUUGAGGUUCAUGCCCCCGAAGACGAGCGGCCCGAUGAACUGCGCCUUCAUCUCGCCCUCGCGGUACACGAAGAUGGUGGGCAGGUUGCGGUCGGGGUAGUUGGCGAUGCAGGUGGUGGAGAUGGACUUGAGGAACUUGGUCUGAGGGAACUUCCUGGCCAACGUAGUCAGGUGCUGGUUGAUGAGGGUGCACAGAGGGAUGCUGGGAGAGGAGAUGAACAGAUAGAAAGCUUUAUACACAUCUGUCAGGGCUGCACUUGCUGCUGGUAAAGGGCCAACA